Molecule: messenger RNA, 729 nt
Organism: Clonostachys solani
Lineage: Eukaryota; Fungi; Ascomycota; Sordariomycetes; Hypocreales; Bionectriaceae
Source: the annotation of a GenBank genome assembly
AUGAUGUCGUCCAACGACGCGGAUCCCUUCCUGGAGGUCCAACAAGAUGUCCUGAGCCAACUCAACACCACACGCUCCCUCUUCUCCUCAUACCUGCGCAUCCGCUCCCUCACAACAACAGCCUCCUCCCCCGAACUGGCCUCCGCCCGCUCCGACCUCGAGACCGCCCUGGAAGACCUCGCCGACGACCUCGCCGACCUCGUCGACUCCGUCCAGGCCAUCGAGAGCAACCCGGCCCAGUUCGGCAUCUCAAAGGACGAGGUCAAGCGGCGCCAGCGCCUCGUCCAGGAUGUCGGCGGGCACAUCGACGAGAUGCGCGAGGAGAUGCAGAAGAAGAUCCUGGGCGGCGGCGCGGCGGCCGCCGGCACCGACCUGCCCGACCCCAGCGCGUACGCCAUCCCCGAGGGUGACGACGACCCGUACGCCGAGUUCGAGCAGCAGCAGCAGGUCGAGAUCAUGCGCGAGCAGGACCAGCACCUGGACGGCGUGUUCCGGACGGUGGGGAACCUGCGCCAGCAGGCCGACACCAUGGGGAGGGAGCUCGAGGAGCAGCGGGAGAUGCUGGAGGUCGUGGAGGAGGCCACCGAUAGGGUCGCGGGCAGGCUGCAGAACGGCAUGCAGAAGCUCCAGCAUGUGAUGCGGAAGAACGAGGAUAGGUUCAGCGGUUGCUGUAUCGCUGUACUCAUCUUUGUUCUUAUCCUCCUGUUAAUAUUAAUCUUGGUCCUAUAG